Messenger RNA from Calypte anna (Anna's hummingbird), 2204 nucleotides. RefSeq names its product HDGF like 2 (gene HDGFL2). The record is from RefSeq and is a predicted model, not a curated record. Gene Ontology annotation, molecular function: transcription coregulator activity; double-stranded DNA binding. NCBI's taxonomy places the organism in Eukaryota, Metazoa, Chordata, Aves, Apodiformes, Trochilidae. Gene Ontology annotation, biological process: regulation of transcription by RNA polymerase II. Gene Ontology annotation, cellular component: nucleus.
CCCGGUGCUCCGCGGCCUGGGCCUCCGCCGCUGCCCCGCCCGCGGCCGCCAUGCCGCACAGCUUCAAGCCCGGGGACUUGGUGUUCGCCAAGAUGAAGGGCUACCCGCACUGGCCGGCCCGGAUCGAUGACAUCGCGGACGGCGCCGUGAAGCCCCCCCCGAACAAGUACCCCAUCUUCUUCUUCGGCACCCACGAGACCGCCUUCUUGGGCCCCAAAGAUCUUUUUCCUUACGAAAAAUAUAAAGACAAAUACGGGAAACCAAACAAGAGGAAAGGAUUCAACGAGGGACUGUGGGAAAUCCAGAACAACCCUCACGCCAGUUACAGUGCCCCUCCGCCUGCCAGCUCCUCUGACAGUGACGUUCCUGAGAAUGACCCAAUGGGGGGAAGCGAGGCAGGGGACGACGAGGAGGACACAGCCAUGGCUGCUGUCACCACAGAGAAGCUGGAAAGUGAUGAGGACUCAGAUCGAGGCAGCAACCACAGUGGGCUGAAAAGAAAAGCCCUGGCUAUGAAAAUGCCAGUGGCAAAACGACCUCGGAAGUCCUCCAGUGAUCUGGACCAGGGCAGCCCCUCACUCACAGAAGAGGAGAACUCAGAAACAUCUUCUGAGUCAGAAAAAAACAGUGACCAGGACUUCACUCCUGAGAAGAAGCCAGUGGCCAGGGCUCCCCGGAGGCUGACAGCAGUGGGGAGGAAGAAGAAGAAGGUGGAGUCAGGCUCUGACUCAGACUCCAAAGUGGAUUCAGAUUCAGAAAUGGGAAACACAACUGUGGACAUGACCAAAUCUGACUCCAACUCGGAUUCAGACUCUGAUGUGUCUGUGAAGAAGGCUCCACGGGGCAGGAAACCAGCUGAGAAACCUCCUCCCAAGCCCCGUGGCAGGAAACCGAAGCCCGAGCGUGUCCCCAGCAGCUCCAGCAGUGACAGUGACAGUGACAGCGACGUGGAUCGGAUCAGCGAGUGGAAGAGGAGGGAUGAGGAACGGCGGCGGGAGCUGGAGGAGAAGAGGAAGAGGGAGCAGGAGGAAGAGAUCCGUCGGCUCCGGGAGCAGGAGAAGGAGGAGAAGGAGAAGAGGAAGGAGAAAGCAGAGAAGGGCGAGGAGAUGCACUCGGACUCAGACAGCAGUGCAGAGGAUGAAGUGCCCAAAAAGGGCAGGAAAGGUCGGGCCAAAACCCCGUCCUCCUCGGAGUCUGAACUGGAGGUGGAGAAAGAGGUAAAGAAGCCAGCAAAGAAGCAGCUCUCAGAGUUGUCAAGGAAACUGAAUCAGAAGGAGAAGAGAGGCCGAGCAGAGGAGAAGCCACGGAACAAACCUCUGAAAGUGGAACGAGGCCGGAAGAAAUCAGACCUGAUCCCUGAAAGGAGGAUGGAAAAGAAAAAAGAGCCCACAGUGGAAGAGAAACUUCAGAAACUUCAUAGUGAGGUCAAGUUUGCCCUGAAGGUUGAUAACCCAGACAUCAAGCGAUGUCUGAACGCUCUGGAGGAGCUGGGCACACUCCAGGUCACCUCUCACAUCCUCCAGAAGCACACUGACGUGGUGGCUACACUGAAAAAGAUCCGUCGCUAUAAAGCCAACAAGGACGUGAUGGAGAAAGCUGCUGAGGUCUACACCCGCUUGAAGUCACGUGUCCUGGGACCAAGGAUGGAGGCCAUCCAGAAAGCCAACAAAACCGGGCCCGAGAAGGAGAAAGGGGAGGUGGAGAAAGGCCAGGAGAAGCUGUCAGGAGGGGAGACACGGAAUGAGAAGGGGGAAGAGGAGAUGAAUGCUGAGUUGUCAGGUCCUGUGAAUGGUGAAUCCCUCUCCCAGAAAGCAGAGGGCACGGAGGAGGACAAAACCCAAGGGCCAGGAGAACCAGAGGCAUCCACUGAGGAGCCCCACAACAACAGUGUGCAGGACUGUCCCAAGGCUGAACGAGCCGGACUGGAGCGGGACCGAGCUCCUGGGGAGUCAGAGGCUGUGGAGGACGUGGAGGAGAGCUGAGCUGAAGGAGCAGCUCCCACCCUGAGGAAGAGGAGGAGAAGGCAGAGGGGCUGCAGGGAGACACCUUGUCCCCUGCUCGAGUCACUUCACUAAGUCACACAGUAGCUGAUGUCUUAGGUCUUGUCCUGUGCCCCCCUCCCUGCCAAGACACCAGCUGGGCUGUGCUGGUUGUCUGUAUUUGUCCCCUCAUUUUAUUUUUUUAUUUCGUUUGGGUUUGUUCUG